Molecule: messenger RNA, 897 nt
Organism: Meloidogyne enterolobii
Lineage: Eukaryota; Metazoa; Nematoda; Chromadorea; Rhabditida; Meloidogynidae
Source: the annotation of a GenBank genome assembly
UGCCUAGAGAAUCCAAUAUUUUCGCCAAUUAAGCAAACAAGGUCAUGACGCAAAAAGAAACAAGAAAGAAGUAGGAGUUGAAAAGGCAAAAAAAGCUGUAGAAGGAAGAAACUUGAGAUCAGAAGCAGCCAAACGACCGUCUUCUCCUCAACCAACAACUAAAGAAGCUGAAACACAAACAGAAAUUCAAACACGAACCAAGACCGUAGGUACACAAACAACAAUUCUAGCAAAAGAUGCUUCAACUCAAACAAUUCCAGGUUUCUUUUUAGUUUUAGCACAAUUUCAUUUAUAAUUUUCGAUUUAAAUGAUGUCUCAAUCCAGUGUGAUCUGGGUAAUUUAGCUGAAUUGUCUUUAAAAUGUCAACUAAUGCAACAACAAAAUCAGAAACUUGAGCAAGAGAAAAGAAAACUGCUUUCAAAAACAAAUAGUAUUGCAGCAGCAACACCUCGGAAACCUUUCAAUGAGUUAAGUUCACGUCAAGCUCGACGACGAGAGAAGCAAGAGAUGAAACUGCUGCAAGAAAGAAGUCCGAGUCUUUUAUCUCCGGUGCCAUUAAGGAAGUUAACUCCAGGUGAGGAUCUAAAAAUAACACUUGAAGUAGGACUUUCAUGGAAGCAGAGAGAAAGGUUGAAAUCAGCAUUAGACAAAAGGCUUGUUAACUGUUUUUGUGGAACAAGAGCAAUAUUAAAGAUAAAAGCAGAAGAAACAAAAGUGGCAAUUUUCAAAAGAAGGGGGGCAUCUAUUUACUUGUCGAAUAUUAAAGAAGUAUUAGUCAGACGAGUUGAGAGGCUGUUUCUGAAGGAGUUUUCUCGGCAAAACAACUCCGAAGGCACAUUGGUUGCUUCAUUGUGUGAUUUUUGCGAAGGAACAACGAUGGCUUGGUUUAUUAAGUGA